Molecule: messenger RNA, 537 nt
Organism: Zootoca vivipara (common lizard)
Lineage: Eukaryota; Metazoa; Chordata; Lepidosauria; Squamata; Lacertidae
Product: histone H2A type 1-E
Cellular component (GO): nucleosome
Molecular function (GO): protein heterodimerization activity; structural constituent of chromatin; DNA binding
Source: RefSeq, a predicted model, not a curated record
GCGCACAGUUGCUUCAUUGCAGCAUCGGAGGAGUUUAUUUGUGUGCAUACUUCCAACGUCAUCGUCAUGUCUGGACGCGGCAAGCAAGGAGGCAAGGCUCGUGCCAAGGCCAAGACUCGCUCAUCUCGUGCCGGGCUUCAGUUCCCCGUGGGUCGUGUGCACCGUCUUCUGCGCAAAGGGAACUACGCAGAGCGCGUCGGAGCCGGAGCGCCCGUCUACUUGGCUGCUGUUCUGGAGUACCUGACUGCUGAGAUCCUGGAAUUGGCUGGCAACGCUGCCCGGGACAACAAGAAGACCAGGAUCAUCCCUCGCCACUUGCAGCUGGCCAUCCGCAACGACGAGGAGCUGAACAAGCUCCUGGGCAGAGUCACCAUCGCCCAAGGAGGCGUCCUCCCCAACAUCCAGGCUGUGCUGUUGCCCAAGAAAACCGAGAGCCACAAGGCCAAAGGAAAAUAAAGCAACAAGGAGGCAAUAAGAGGUGCUAAAAAGUAAAAAAGCCCAACCAACCCAAAGGCUCUUUUAAGAGCCACCCACAAC